This is a messenger RNA of Linum trigynum, 541 nucleotides long. NCBI's taxonomy places the organism in Eukaryota, Viridiplantae, Streptophyta, Magnoliopsida, Malpighiales, Linaceae. The record is from the annotation of a GenBank genome assembly.
UAUUAUUAAAGGGUAACAAAAACGUUAAUAAUCGUAAUAAAACAAAUUGGUAACUAAGAACACGUCCAUCUUCCUCAAGGGGUCCAAAACACAGACGACCAAACUCUCUGGACUGCCCUUCAGUGAUGAUGAUGAUAAGAUUCUUUGAUGACCUUGCUUGACGAAGACAUCGACCGGAAACCGACAUGGCAUGAUGGCAAGCGGCGGCGAAGGAAGAAUCAGAAACGGCAAGCAACAGCGGCCAAAAAACUGACGAUCUUUAUGGACUCCCCUUUAGCUGCAACGUCGACCUCAGGCGACAACCGGAUGGAGAAGGGACGACAGACGGAGACCUCAGGCGACAACCGGAUGGAGAAGGGACGACAGACGGAGAACUAGGGACGACGGCCGGAGAACUCGGGACGACGCACGACGGAGAACUCGGGACGGCGAAGGGACUAGGGAUGACGGACGGAGAACUAGGGACGACGACCGGAGGAACUUGUGACUUGACGUUUCGCCUGCCUGCUUGCGGGAGGAAUAAUGAACAGACGAAAAUAAA